This is a messenger RNA of Perkinsus marinus ATCC 50983, 210 nucleotides long. RefSeq names its product DNA-directed RNA polymerase subunit N, putative. Gene Ontology annotation, molecular function: DNA binding; DNA-directed RNA polymerase activity; zinc ion binding. Lineage: Eukaryota; Perkinsozoa; Perkinsida; Perkinsidae. The record is from RefSeq and is a predicted model, not a curated record. Bases 1 to 210 code for a protein of 69 amino acids. Gene Ontology annotation, cellular component: RNA polymerase III complex; RNA polymerase I complex; RNA polymerase II, core complex. Gene Ontology annotation, biological process: transcription by RNA polymerase I; transcription by RNA polymerase II; tRNA transcription by RNA polymerase III. The transcript is spliced from 3 exons.
AUGAUCAUCCCUAUUCGGUGUUUCACUUGCGGCAAGGUCAUUGGUAAUAAGUGGGAUACAUACCUGAACCUACUACAGGAGGGCAAGUCAGAGGGACAGGCUCUUACUGAGCUAGGUAUGGAGAGGUAUUGUUGUCGACGUAUGCUGCUUACUCAUGUAGACUUGAUCGAGAAGUUAUUGAACUAUAACAUUCUCGAGAAGAGGCAGUGA